AUGCGAAAUAUUGUCCUCAAUCAGUCUGCCGAUUACUAUGAUGAGCAGGCGAUUGAGCACCUUAAAACUGAGCCCAGUACACUUUCUGUUUCCUUGGAAAACUCAAGUGAAGUGAACGCUUCAGCAGUCGCCAACUUAGAAAAACUCAUUGCCUUUAUUGAAAAGGACAUUGCCGAUAAGAAGAAGCGAAAUGUGGAAAUGGUCGAGGCAGCAGCCCAAACUUUGCUUGGCAGCUAUUCAGCACCCGCUGUAGGCAUCACUUUCAGUGAUCAUCUAGCCGACAAUUUGACUAUCAACAAGCCUUACCGAGCGGUAUCUGCAAUUAAUGAGUUUCCGCCUGAUUUCAUGAGCGAUAGGCCAUCUAUCAUUGUAUUUUUCUUGCAAAAGAUGAGCUCAAUCAAAGUAAAAGCGAUGAACCGUAUGAUCGGCUGCUGUACAUCUGCUCCAGAAUUGUUCACCUCAAUCAUUGGCGUUUUUGUUUCCGACAAUGACAUUGGUGUUGGCACUAUUGUCGGUUCUGCUGUGUUUAACUUGAUUGCCAUUCCUGGUGCCUGCAGUUUCGCCGCCUACUAUAAUCUCAAAGUGAUGCCAAAGAUCACCUCUUUUCCCAUUGUUCGUGAUACGCUCUUUUACGUUCUUUCUAUUAUCACACUGAUUCUUUGCAUUAAGGACAACCAAGUGGACUGGAUUGAAUCUAUCAUACUUCUCUGCCUGUACGCCGUUUACAUCAUUAUCAUGUACUUCAAUGCUCAAAUAGCCAAUCUGGUUCAAAAGGACUCCAAAAAGUACACUCAUCAUUCGCUGAGCGGCUCAGCCAGUUCAAUUAACGAGCUGAAGGGUGGUCAAAAGCAGUGCAAGGCAAAGAAGUGCUGCUGUCGGACGUUGUCCAUUGACUUUUCCAACUCCGAAACGGAGAUGCCAUUUGAAAGUCAGCCACUUCUCCUCAAGCAGACUGAUCACUCUCGAAUCUCACCGCCACCUGCGUACCAGGCCACUGGUCAGACCCAGCACAGUCACCAGCACCAGCACAAUCACCACCAGCACCACCAGCACCUCCACCGAGCUCACUCUAAGCCGAACCACCGAUCUCGAAGUCAGCCUGCCGUCUUAGCGGUGCCAGCAGUGCCUGUGACUGUCGAUCAGCAGCUGUCGAUCAUUCCCUCGGCACCGAACGCUGAACUAGUGGUGCCGCUGGACUACUCCAAAAUUCAACUAACACCCUCGUCGAAUGGCAAGUUCAAGGAGAUUCAUUCCGUUUCGCCAUCCUCCUCCUCCAACGGGACGCCAUCUCCUGAGCCGGAUCUGGACUACGAGGCCAUUCACCAGGCACUGUCCACGACCAAACGAGGCAAAAGAGCGUACGACGUCGAGGGUAAUCAUCAUCUGUUGACUGCUGACCGGCGGCCGACGGGCAGACCUGGCACUCAUUCCCCUCAUCGUCAUGGGGAUGCUUCUGAUGAGCCGCUGCUGCUGGAGUUUCAACCAAAUGGUGAGGGCGCCGAUUGGACCGACAAUGCCAUCAUCCGAAUUCUCCUCUUUCCAUUUACGGUGCUCUUCUGCAUGACACUGCCAAAACCUUCACGUUUCUGCUUUGUCUUCACCUUUCUCAGCUCAAUCAUGUGGAUUGCUCUCCUGACGUACCUCAUCGUCUGGAUGGUUACUUUAGUCGGAUUCUCCCUGGGCAUACCUGACACUGUGUCGGGAAUCACUAUUUUGGCCGCUGGCACCAGCAUUCCUGAGCUGAUCAGCUCAUACUUGAUUGUGAAGAAAGCUGGCCUGGCAGAUAUGGCCAUCUGUAAUUCGAUUGGCUCCAACAUUUUUGACAUUCUCUUUUGCCUUGGUCUGCCUUGGCUGCUGAAAACCUUUGUGAUGAUUGUUCGAAACGGCGUAGGCUUUGCAACUUUAGCUGCUGCUUCCAUUCCAAUUCAAAGCACUGCACUGCCGUUGACCUCAGUGACACUUCUUCUUACCAUUGGUGCAAUGUUGAUAAUUUUCAAAGUUUCCAAUUGGCGACUUUCUCUUCAAACAGGCGUUUUAUGCACAGUCGUCUACAUUAUAUUUUUAGUAAGUUCAACUAUGCUUGAGUUGAACGUGUAA
Molecule: messenger RNA, 2097 nt
Organism: Rhagoletis zephyria (snowberry fruit fly)
Lineage: Eukaryota; Metazoa; Arthropoda; Insecta; Diptera; Tephritidae
Source: RefSeq, a predicted model, not a curated record